AGGCUGCGUGUCUCCUCAGAUGCUGAGGGAGUAGCUGAGGAAGGAGGGUGGGGGCAGCAGACGCACACACAUACAAAAAAAAAAAAAAAGAUUUCAGCACCGGAGCUGUCCGUUCUGCUCUUGGAGAAGACUCUAUUCGUGCUGAAGGGAGAAGAAGAGGAAGAAGCUGGUGAUUUUUCUUUUCUCUGCGGGACUGCUGAGGAGGAUAACAAACAGCUGGUACCAUCCAUCUCCCUUCGGACGGAGGCGAGGAAAAAAAGGCGCACAGACUUCAUUCGCGUCUUGCCAUGCUGGACGGCCGGGCUUGAGACAGAGAGGAUAAAGUCUCAUCCCCCUCUCCUUACCCCCUCCCCAAUCCCCUCAAAAUAGGUUGAACACCAGCCUUGUCUUUAACGCCAUGGGAGUGCUAAUGUCAAAGAAGCAGCAGGUGGAGAAGGUGCAGAAAUGCAACGCUGUCGUCUCUGCCUUCCAGGCGGGCAUCAAGGAUCGCGCUGUCGCAGUCAAGCAGCCAGACGGAGAUGCAGAGGAAGGUGAGGGGCCUGUCAAGGCUUCAGCCAAUCCUGAGGAAAAGAACACAGAGGAGGCGGAGCAAGAGGAGACGGACAAUAGUGCAAGUCCGUCCACCUCCCAGCAGGCCUCAGCUCCGGCGAGAGAUGAGUGUAAAGUCAACCAGGAGGCUUGGUCAAGGUUACGGGAUGGGAAAGGAGUCGAGCCGGAAGACCUAGACAAGAGCCAUCAGCUCACGCCGCCUGCUUUCGUGCGACCCAAAAGGGAAGCCGAUGAUGACCAGCCCGUAGAGGUGGAGCUGGAAAAGAAAGAGCAGCCACCGAGCGACGAGAUGUGCGAUGUGUGUGAGGUGUGGACGGCUGAUGACUUGUACCCCUGCCGGAUCUGCACUCGAGUGUUUCACGACGGCUGCCUGAGGGAGCUGGGCUACCUGCGUGCCGAGGCCUUGCAGGAGAUGAGAGAUACAGCCCACACUGUUACUGGCUGGAGCUGCUACUAUUGUGACAAUCUGAAUCUACUCCUGACAGAGGAAGAGAUGUACAGUCUCAUGGAGACCUUCAAGCAGUGCAAGAUCAUCCCAGAGUCAUGCCUGGUGUCAGAUGAGCUGCUGCAGUACCGCCACUUUGUAUCCAAGCAGCAGUUUGAUAAGGACCUAACUGAUGAGCAAGAGGAGGAAGUCCUGGCCCAGUUUGCUGCGCUGGAUCCAGAGAAGAAGGGUCACAUUGAAUGGUCGGACUUUCUCUACUUUGAGUCUCUGGCUGUGUUGAAGAAGUUUCGCACCGAGAACUCUCUGGUACGUCUGCUGACCGCCAAGGAAAGAGACAGUGCGAGGUCAGUGUUCCUGGGUCUUGCCCUGGAUAAAGACGGUGUGAUCACAAGAGCAGAAUGCCGUCAGGCCCAGCAGUCCUGGUUCAACAAGCUCAACAAAGACUCACAGUCUUGCAAUGUGAGACUCAUGGGAUUCUGCUCUCCUAUGAAUUGUGGUAUAAGUAACGUUGGCCCCAUAUGCGAGAGCAGUCCGACCAGCUCUGGCAGUGAAAGGAGCAAGACUGAUGAGAGCAGAGGAGCUCAGUACAAAGGUUAUCUGGCGUGUCCUACAGAGAGUGCAUCAGGGCCAGCUGCUGGCGGAGGUGCUGCGGUGCGGCCGGCUGUUGCUGUGUGA
Molecule: messenger RNA, 1669 nt
Organism: Stegastes partitus (bicolor damselfish)
Lineage: Eukaryota; Metazoa; Chordata; Actinopteri; Pomacentridae
Gene: phf24
Product: PHD finger protein 24
Exons: 9
Coding region: 398-1669 (423 amino acids)
Cellular component (GO): cytoplasm; nucleus
Molecular function (GO): transcription corepressor activity
Source: RefSeq, a predicted model, not a curated record